CCAGAGUCGGGUCGCGGGGGCAUCAGCCUAAGUCGAGAGGCCCAGACUUCCCUCUCCCCAGCCACUUGGGCCAGCUCCUCCGGGGGAAUCCCAAGGCGUUCCCUGGCCAGGUGAGAGACAUAGUCCCUCCAGCGUGUCCUGGGUCUACCUUUAGGUCUCCUCCCGGUUGGACGUGCCCGGAAAACCUCACCAGGGAGGCGUCCAGGAGGCAUCCGGACCAGAUGCGAUAAGCGGUAUGGCAAAGAAAAAAAAGUUUUACUCUUCACAGCCACAGAUUUGGGGUGAUUAGAUUAGGUUUCCAUGGUGACUGUCUAAGCAGAUAAGGUAAAGAUAGAUGCUAGUGUAAGCUCAUGUAGCAGCAAAAAAUGCCAGCGAACUAAAAUUGAACGGGAAGCUAAACGAUCAUACGUUUGGUAUCAGCUUGAUGAAUCAAAACUAAAAUAUAAAAAAUGUAACAUCAAAUGUUUAAAAACACCUAGGUUGUUUAUCUGUUUUCCUGUAGGAGAAGAUUGAAUUCCUACUGAGCUGAUUUUCUUGUUUUCAGCAUCAACCUGAGGGAACGGGGAGAUGGAAGGAGCUCCACCGGUUCCAACAGCGACCGGACGCCCUGCAGCGCUGAUUAGAGCCCACGUGGCCGGUGUCAACAGGAGGUGGAUCUUGGCCGAGGCUGGAGGUAAAGUAUGCCUCUUGUGUUCAGGCUGCAGAGUUUUCUUCCACCCUGCUGUAAAACUGAGCCAGCCAGCUCAGAGGUGUGCCAAAAUGAGAUUCAGACUCUAGACCUAGCUGUAACGUUCUCAUGAAGCAGCACACAAACACCAAAUGGUGAGUUCUCUAACCUCCAACAGAAAAAAACAACUUAAAGAAAAGGGAGGGAAAAACCCUGAGUCACUUGGCUUCCUGUCUGAGAAAAGGAAGGGGGUGGAGGCAGUUUCUUCUCUGUCAGACAGUUGAGAGCCGUGCAAUAUUUAACAAAGUUCACAGGGGUGGAGUCCUGUUUUCUACACAGAAUCCACUCCAUUGCUUCAGAGCAGCCAUCAUAGUGUGCACUAUUGUGUACGGCUGAGGGAAGAAGAAAAAGAGGGAGCUGAGGGGGGGGGGAAGAAACCCUGACUCUUUGUGUGAGAACUCGGCAAGAAGAUGAUCCUGCGACUUUUAGUUUUUUUAUUCUGACUUUGUCACCGGACUCUUGUCUCCCAGCUGAAGCCAGGCUUGCUGUUCCUCUCGUGGCAAAGCUGCGUCUCACCAGAGGGACUUAUGAGAGCACUUCUCCGGCCGGUGAAACAGCGACACCCGGGCUUCUCCUGAUGAUGAGAGCCAACGUCAGGCUGGUUUCCAUGAAUAUUGAUGUGGAGGAUAGACCGUUUCAUAGAACAGAAGGAGGCAAGAUGGCUGCCCUUUAGGAUUUGUUAAAGAGGCGAUCCGGUCGGUUUGUUGGAAUUUCUACAAAGUGGAGGGACAUAAAAAGGAGGGACAAAGGGCAGCCCUGUGUAUGGACUCUGAGCAGGCCAGAUGGAAACAGAACAGGCCAAACAUGAGACGGAAGAAAGUCUGAUGUUGGCACAAUAUGGGACAUCUUGCCACCAUCCUCACAAACUCCAGAAUGGAACUCAGUCUUCAGAAAAAGAUUCUCUGCAGAUCAAUGAAGACUCAAAUUGGAUUACAAACACAGCACAUUACAAACCUAGCAAAGGUGUCAGCGCCAUGAAGAGGUACAGGGAGAACUGUGACAUCCCAUCUUUAGAACAGGGGCCGUGCAAGAUAAAUGGAGAUUUGACAAAUGGAGAGCUGAAUCAUGGAUUUACUGAGGAGUCCGUAUUGGUCCACCAGCCCAAGAAAAUGAAAGUAGAUGCUGAAAAUAAAGGAAACCCUGACAAAUGUUAUAAUUUGGCUAACAGCUUUUCUGAACUGGAAAGCAGUUCCCAACGGACAGAGAUCAAUUUUGAUAAAAGGAACUGUCAUAUUCCCAACGGAGAUAUUUUUUGUUUGCCACGAAAUAAACAAGUUCCAAAUGGGGAUGCAUCGUCCUCUUCAACCAUUCAAAGCACUCCGGGUGACCUGUUGGAAGAAACGCUGUCUCAGUAUUUUCCUGAGCAAGUGUCAAUUGCACCACAAACAUCCGAGUCACAGUUGGACACUGUGAUUGAAACAAUGGCCAAUCAGUUGUCUAAAGAAGGUGCACAGCCCCCUGCUCUAGCAUCAGGAUUCUCCAACUCAUCAAAUAUGUCUGACUCACAGCAGCCUGUGGCAUCUGCAAAUGGCAGAAACAAUUAUAACUCUGUCAACUACUCAGUAAAUGGAUACUCAAAUAAUUAUGAAGUAGGACAACAGCAGCAACACCACCACCUGCAAAAAACACCAUCUUACUCUAGCCAGGAGAUUGAUUUGGGGUCACCACAAGGCAUGAUUUCACUUUCAAAAACUGCCAGUGGUUCACAACAGCAUCCCAAUGGUGGAAGUUGUUUAGUAAAUGACACAAAGUCUCAGAGUAUACAUAUUAAAGCCAAGCAAGAGUAUAACUCUGUUAGAUAUGGAUCCUUCCACAAUUCUGGGAUACAGGAAAGUAAACAAAGUGAAAAACCUAACAAUGAUAAGCUUCUGCAUCAUGGGCCUGGUAGGGGACCACAAUAUGGAAGGCAAAUUCCAAAUUUCCAAGAAAAUGUUGGAAAGCAACAUAAAUCUGAUGGUUUGGGUCACGUGGGGUCUGGUUUUCAACACCACACUGGGUUGGAAAAUGGUAUAGAUGGCACAUCUCAACAGAGAGCUAACAUAUCAUGUUCGACUCCUAGUCAGACAGGCUGGAUAGAACGAAAUCCUCAUUCCCAGCAGCAAUCAACAAGUGACACAUCAUCUCAGCCACAAGAGCAGGACAUGUGGAGGGGCUUUCCUGGUAAGCCUCAGUCAGAACAGCUGGCCGAUGGCCCCCAAGUUCACAGCCAGUUACCGGAGCCAAACUCAGUGCAGAGAUACGGUAAAGAACACACACAAGGAAUUUUCACCAAUAGGAGCCAAAGGUUUAACAACGUACAGCAAGAACAACAAAACUGUCUAUCAUCUCCAAGGCAGAGUGCAUCAAUUCAGCACAACACUGCCCCUGAGUGGCAACAGUUAAGUCCUAAAAUUUCUCAAAUGCAGCAAACUUUUCUCCAGAAAAUACCUGAGCAGAGAAAACUUCUUCAAAAUCAGGAAGUAGACAACUGCUAUGAAUCCCAGCCAGAGCCAGAGCACUUAGAUGAGGAUAAGGACUUGCAGGAGAUCCUGUCUGCAGGUUUUGUAACAACACAGCAACAGCACUGCCUUCUUCAGCGCCCACUGUCCCAUCCGCCACAGUUUGAAGUGCAACAACUUAAGUCUCCCAAUUACAGACCUCACAGUCAGCCUCCACCAAGUCAGCACCAGCCUCAAACAGAUCAGCCUCACACAAACAGUUCAGCUCAAUCCAGCCAAGACAUUCAUCGCUUUGAGCCAUUGGCAUUCACUUUCAAUAACACAACAGAGAUGCAACAACCACAACCUCACAGGCAGUUUCCUUCAAACUCAGGCAGCAAACACCUCAAACACUUUCAACCACAGCAGCCUAACAACCAUUGCCAUGAGACCAACCAAGUGGAUUUUCCACAGACCUCUACACAGUCGCAACCGCACUUACCACAAGGGCUGGUAAACCAACAAGUGACAACGCAGAUGCAUCCUAAAGCUGAACAGCAGAUGAGGACCUCUUGCACUCAGUUCAAAACGGGACCUCGACUACCUCUGGGGCCAGGAGGGCCCCAUGGAGACUUUCAGAAGCAUGCAGCUCUGCGUAUGCACCUUUUACAAAAACAGGAGCGCCACGGUCCCCUUCAUCCUCCUCAUAGCUCCAGUGACCCUAAACAAACUACUAGAGGUGUGAAAAUGGAAAACGAGCCCAGAUUUGAAUCGACUGUUUCACAGCGGCAAGAGCAGCUGUUACAGAUGCAAGAGGGAGGCAUGGGUGGGAUUCAAAUCAAGCAAGAAAAUCAUCAGUUUCUGUGUGCUCAAAACAAAAAGCAGGGAAGUAUCCUGGCAUCUAUGGAGCAAAGUCUGAGGCAGUACCAGCUGUCACCUGUGUUUGAGAAGAAACCUCUUGUUAUUGGUUCAUCCAAUAAAGUCAAGGUGGAGUCUUCAGGGCCUGUAACCAUUUUGUCAACCAACACAGACAUGAAUGGGAUUGAAUCAGCUGCAGGCACCUCAUCCACCGUAGCUUUAAAAAACUCCACUCCUAAGAAGGAACAACUCUUAAAGAGUUUCAUAGAAUCUCCCAUGAAGCUACUGGAUACCCCUAUAAAGAAUCUUUUGGAUACCCCCAUGAAAACGCAAUAUGAAAUUCCGUCCUGUCACUGCGUUGAUCAAAUCAUUGAAAAAGAUGAAGGUCCAUAUUACACUCAUCUGGGCUCAGCCCCUAGUGUUGCUGGCAUACGGGAGAUGAUGGAGAAAAGGUCGGGUCUGACUGGCCACGCCAUCAGGAUUGAGAAAGUAAUUUACACGGGCAAAGAAGGGAAAAGUACCCAAGGAUGUCCCAUAGCCAAAUGGGUGAUUCGUCGAUCCAGUGUAGAGGAGAAAGUACUUGUCUUGGUGCGUCAACGUAAUGGUCAUAGAUGUGACACUGCCUGCAUUAUAGUGGUAAUCCUGGUCUGGGAAGGCAUCCAGACCAGUCUGGCUGACCGCCUCUACCUCGAGCUGAGUGAAACUCUUACAAAACACGGAGCCCACACCCAGAGACGCUGUGCUUUCAAUGAAGAGAGGACGUGUGCAUGCCAGGGAUUAAAUCCUGAUGCCGCCGGAGCAUCAUUCUCUUUUGGAUGCUCCUGGAGCAUGUAUUAUAAUGGCUGCAAGUUUGCCCGGAGCAAAGUUCCAAGAAGAUUUAAGCUACAGGGAGAUGAUGUUAGAGAGGAAGAAAGAAUUGAAAGAAACUUUCAAAAUUUAGCAACCUUACUGGGACCGUUGUAUAAAACUAUGGCACCAGAAGCAUAUGGAAACCAGGUAGAAUAUGAGCAUAGGGCACCAGAUUGUCGAUUGGGACUCAAAGAGGGUCGCCCUUUCUCUGGGGUCACUGCUUGUAUGGACUUCUGCGCCCAUGCCCACAGAGACCUUCACAACAUGCAGGGUGGCAGCACUGUGGUGUGUACAUUAACAAGGGAGGAUAACAGAGAAAUUGGGAAGAUACCAGAGGAUGAGCAGCUCCAUGUCCUACCGCUUUAUAAGGCUUCUACAACUGAUGAAUUUGGCAGUGAGGAGGGCCAGCAGGAAAAGAUGAAGUCAGGGGCCAUCCAAGUCCUCAGUGCCUUCCGCCGCCAGGUGCGCAUGCUAGCAGAGCCUGCCAAGUCCUGUCGGCAAAAAAAGCUGGAUGCAAAAAAGGCAGCUGCCAACAAGAAUGCCCUGCUGGAAGGUUCUAGCGAAAAGGCAGAAAAGGCCCUCCAGGCCAAGUCAAAAGCAAGCACUUAUGAGAAUGCUGUUCAGAGCACUCCAUUGCCAGGUGCUGUGGCAUCAGCCCUACAGUCAGGUCAUCCAUCGUUCCCCUUAGGGGUCCAGCCACAGCGACAUCAGCAUCAGGGCGUAUUUCCCCCUUAUCCUGCCCCAACAAAUGCUGCAAUCGCAAGGUUCUCCAACCAUACUGGGCCUUUUCCAAGCACUUCCAAGCCAGGCAGCAUGUAUUCUCCUCAGCCACCUUCACCAGCCAGCCCUUAUCUUUCUUCGUUCCACGUACCAAACUCUUACAUGAAUGGGACAAAUAGUCCAUACCCAAGUCCCCAUUGUAAUGGAGGGAUGCCCAUGGACAGUUACCAUACCCUCUACACCUCAAACCAAAAGCACCCGGACAUGUAUAGACAUCAGCAGCCAGCGCUUUACUCAGAGCAGCAGUAUGGCGUACAUCAGCAUUUUGAGGUCAGUUAUCCAAGAUAUAGUGAGCCAGGUUUACAAGUAAAUGGUUACAGUGCCAUUCAACCAGGUCAAGCCAUGACGCAUUAUAGUCCCUAUGGCCCUCACAGGACACCAGAUGCUCAAUUUAUCAACCCCCUGUCGAGAGCGCCCACUGCCCAUGGAGGGGCAGAUUUUGCACGUGCUGUGAACAAUGGCAAUCAGUUUGGGGGAUACCCAAAUCCAUAUCUGCCUCAGAGCCCGCACCUCCUACCCUCUGGUCAAGAUCCUUUCCAUAUGCAAAUCAAGACAGAGCCGGGUAUGCCUGGCCCACAAAUGCUUUCAGCUCAGUUCAGUGGUGGGUGUUUAAAUCCUGAAACACAAUCAAGUUUGGGUCUGCCUAACGGAGGUGUUUUGGGUUCCAACGUUAAGCAGGAGCCUGGGACACCUCAGACACCCACAGCCCCACCAAAGCCCGAGAUGUGGUCAGACAACGAGCACAAUUUCUUAGACCCCGAGAUAGGUGGUGUGGCUGUGGCACCGAGUCACGGCUCAGUCCUUAUUGAGUGUGCAAAACGGGAGCUCCAUGCCACAACACCGCUCAAAAACCCAGAUCGGAACCACCCAACACGCAUCUCCUUAGUCUUCUACCAGCAUAAGAAUCUGAAUGAGGCAAAGCACGGAUUGGCAAUGUGGGAAGCUAAGAUGGCAGAUAAGGCUCGGGAGAAGGAGGAAGAGGCAGAGAGGAAUGGUGGUGAGGGAACGCCUAGCAAGGGCAGCAAAAAGGGGGUAAAGCGUGAACACUCGGACUCGGAGGCCACCGGGGAACCUCCGUACAAGCGUUUUAUUAAAGCACUAAUGGAAGGAUCCUCGUCAUGCACAACGAACACGUAUGCCAUUACAACUCCAUAUGCAUUCACUAAGGUCACAGGGCCUUACAGCCAAUUUGUGUAGAAAACAACUCUGUUAAGGUGCUUUUACACGACACCAACAUCCAGGUUUUACCAGCAGCUCUGUCGUUCCAGCAAUCAAACGUCACAUUUACAUUAGGCCUUUUACCUCGUUCACAACCAAGCUCUUCUUCUGAUGUUUUUUUUUUCUUUUUACAAAUGUUGCAGUGUACAUACACACACACCCCCAAGUCAGCGGUGCUUUCAGUUUGAUUCAUAAACAUCUUUUUAGCUGGAAACUAUGUUUGAUUUUUGGUGGCUUAAUUUUUUGUACAAAAUUUUCAAGAUGCAAUUUAACUUAAAAAGAGAAACACUGAUUUUGUAAACAACAUAGUUCUCGGUGCUAAAGUCUGUGCUUAUUACAGUUUAUUUACACUCAAAUGCGUUUACACUAAAACCACUCUACGAGUGUCUCAAUGACUUCUGUGAAUUAGAACACCCGACUCGAAUCAUGAGCAUCAAAAAUAUUUAACAAGUCAGUGUUUCUUGGAGCACUUUUUGAUCAGUGUGAAUAAAUGUUUUAUAAUUCCUAGAAAUAGCAAACAAAAGCAGAUUAUCGUGAGUUUAUAACAAGGUGUUAUAUCACAACUGUCGUUUUGUUGGUGCUUCUUUCACAAACAGAUGCUGUCAAACUGUAAGUCGGAGUCAGUUAUACGGCGAGUAAACCUGGAAAAGGAUCAUGUCAGCGCCUGUUUUUACUUUUCCCUACAGCAGGUUUACCGAACAUCCUGCUUUGUGAAUAUUACAUGUAGUUUUAUGUCUGGUGCUCACUAAAUGUGCUUUUUAUACACUGAGGAACACAGAACAGAGUCAGCUCAGUGUCAGAGGGCAGCUGACUUGCUGUGGAAUAUUUAUCCAAUGUAAUCGAACAGCAAGGGAGGUGAGAUUUGUACAGUAAAUUAAUUCCAAUGUUGGAUUAUUGUUAAGAGUUUUAAUGUUGUAAAGCGUCGCAGUGGUCUAUUCUAUUGUUUUUCUUUUGGUUUCAACUGAUUAUUUCCUACGGUGCUACUAGAAAUGUACAAUGUGAGACUGUGUGGGCAAUGAGAAGGCUCUUAGUACAGUAUGAACCUGUCAUAUACCUCAAGACUAGUUGGGCAAUAGACUUUUCUACAUAUCUUUUAUUAUUUUACUACUACUUUCAGAUUUUUCACAGUUUGCCCACCAAAUGGCGCGGAAGUUCAUUUUUUACUUUCCAUUGCUGGGAAAGUACUACUUGAACUGUAAUUCUGUAAAAUCAGGGACAAUUUAAACUGAUUUUGGGUGCAUCUUUACAAUCUGCUUUCAUCAUCGCGUCUUUUUUCACUUUCAGGGACUCAUCUUUGCAUCCUGAAUCCCAAUAGCGUUCAUGUUUAAAACUGAUCACACAGAAAAGAAAAAGAAAAUUCUGUGACGCUAAAAUGAUGCUGUCCUGCAAAUUCUUAUUAGCUAGUAGGAUGGUGAAAAUUAAUCAGAACAAAUAUGCACUGAGUUGAUUAAAGGGAAUAUUAAUGAAAAUGUUAAAGCAACCUAUUCACUUUUACUGAGAGGCAAGACCAGGGCAGCGAUUGGUGUAGCUGCACGUCUAGUACGCAUGUAUAAAGAAAUGUAUUUAUAACCACUAGGCAAUUGAAUACCUAAUUUCUUCCCUAUAUUCCAUUUAACUGAUGCAAUUCUAUUGAAUUAGUCAAAUUAAUGUAAUCGUUCACGCCCAUUUUAUUCAUGUAUUCAUUUUCUGAGAGCACUUCAAUUCUUUUCAGCAAAAGAAGUAUGUAAAAAAAUACAAAUGCUUUAUUUAAAAUGAAAUUGUAUAUGUGUUAAAAAUAAAUUAUGUUAGAUUGUAAAUACAAGAAUUUGUAUUGCAGGAGUAAAACUCACUCUUUGAUAUUCAUGUUAGGUGCUUUUUUUCCCUGUCGGAUUAACCCAUUGUUCCUCAUUUAUAACCUUUAAAAAAAUUCAUAGGGGUUUUCCAGGUUAACGGAUUAUCCAGGAAGUUUUUGUAAAUAUUAGACUCUGUCAUGACAAUGUUUACAGUUAGAGGAUGAUACUAGCUCAGCCAUUAGAUGAUCUAGUUUCAUUAACUUUUUUUUGGGGGGGGGGGGUAAGUAAACCUACAUAUAAAAAUGUUGAAUUUUCCUGUACAGGACCCAGCUAGAGUAGCAGGUUGUUGCUGAGAAAGCCACGAUGCCAGAAGCGGGUUUAAAGCAUAGCCAUACUUGAAGACGUUUCUGAGUGAGUCAAGAUUUACUUGAAUGAUUUUUACUGGCUUAACUUGUGCGUUUCCUAUGCUCAGCUCAAAGGUUAAGCUGGUACUUCAUACGCGCGGUCUUUUGUUGCAGUUGGACACUAAAACGAAUAAUAAAUGAAACUAAAUUGCAACUUUUUGCAGUUUAACAUUUUAAAGCUCGAGUUCUCAGUUUGGUAUGCUAAAAGAAAAAAAUCUGAAAUACGGAUGGUUGUUAAUACUGUAAGUAUUGUAUUGUACUGGAUGCAGUUUAUUUGAAAGCUGUUUUAUUGUAUCAUUCCUGAUGUUGCUGAUAUGUGGGUGUUUCUGUUUUUAUUAAAACUUAUAUUUAUUUAAA
Messenger RNA from Nothobranchius furzeri (turquoise killifish), 9382 nucleotides. It is a transcript of the gene tet2, whose product is annotated as tet methylcytosine dioxygenase 2. Gene Ontology annotation, molecular function: DNA 5-methylcytosine dioxygenase activity. Gene Ontology annotation, biological process: positive regulation of transcription by RNA polymerase II; myeloid cell differentiation. Gene Ontology annotation, cellular component: nucleus. Lineage: Eukaryota; Metazoa; Chordata; Actinopteri; Cyprinodontiformes; Nothobranchiidae. The record is from RefSeq and is a predicted model, not a curated record.